UCCAGGAAGGACAAGGACUUCAGACUGAUGUUCUUGUUCCAGGUGGAGUCAGUGUCUGGCUUUGUCGAACAGUUCAGCGAGUGUCAUCCCAGAAUGCUCCAGUUCCUUGAUGACACCGAGGGCUGUGCCGUCCAGCUGGACAGGAUGAAGAAGGGCUCUGAGAUCUCUAGUGUGGCUGGGAGAUAGGUCGGGGCCGUUGGUGGGGUCAUGACCCUUGUAGGUCUGCUUCUAGCCCCGGUGACAGUCGGGGGGUCUCUGGCUUUGACCAUCGGAGGGUUUGGUCUGGAGGCUACCAGUGGAGCAGCCUCCGACACCACAGUAACAGAGAUGGUAGUCAAUGAAGUACAGCAGAAGAAAGCCUGUGAAGGCCUUCAGAGCUUCAUGCAGGAUGAAGUCCAGAGGUGCCUGGAUGAGGUCAUCAACCAGAGGGGAGAGAUAUUAGGAGGGGAUCAUUGGGAUACUGCUGAAGGAGCCGCGAGAGUUGUUUCUGCAGUUGGUGGAAUUGGCUUCAGUGUUCGUAUGAUUUUUAAAGCUAGAAAGGCUGCAAGAAUUUCACGAAUAGCAUCACAAGCAGCAAAGUGAACCUUGGCCGCCACCAAGGUUGCUGCUAGUAUUGGGUUGUAUGUCUUCUUCAUUGGUUUUGACAUCUUCACCAUCUGCAAAGAGAGCAGAAAUUUGGCCAGAGGGGAACAAAGUGAAGUCUGA
Molecule: messenger RNA, 705 nt
Organism: Gadus macrocephalus (Pacific cod)
Lineage: Eukaryota; Metazoa; Chordata; Actinopteri; Gadiformes; Gadidae
Product: apolipoprotein L6-like
Biological process (GO): lipid transport; lipoprotein metabolic process
Cellular component (GO): membrane; extracellular region
Molecular function (GO): lipid binding
Source: RefSeq, a predicted model, not a curated record